Messenger RNA from Aphis gossypii (cotton aphid), 3419 nucleotides. RefSeq names its product adiponectin receptor protein-like. Gene Ontology annotation, biological process: adiponectin-activated signaling pathway. Gene Ontology annotation, cellular component: plasma membrane. Bases 736 to 1821 code for a protein of 361 amino acids. NCBI's taxonomy places the organism in Eukaryota, Metazoa, Arthropoda, Insecta, Hemiptera, Aphididae. The record is from RefSeq and is a predicted model, not a curated record. The transcript has 7 exons. Gene Ontology annotation, molecular function: signaling receptor activity.
CGCGACAUUCAUGUGCGUCACAAAAUCUCGAUACUCACUCAGGUCGGUCGGUUUCUUUAUUUUCUAGCGGCCGCUUGCGGGUUUUUAUUAGUUAGAUAAUAAUUAUCAACGACUCAAAACACCUAUCACAUUUUAACUCUUCGCCCAUCACCGGUGUCCGGCCAGUCACUUAUUUUCCGCUAGCUAUAUUAUCCACGAUUUUGACAAAGUCAAAGUGAUAGAUACCCGCGAAGGCUGGACAGACCAUCUGAUAGACUACCGGACAUUGGACAACCAAAUACCAGAUACCACCCCCUAUAGGCUAUAAUGGACCAUAGACAUAUGUUUAUGUAAUGGACACGUUUUUUACUAUUUUCAUUAUUUGUUACUAUUGAAUAUUAAUUUUGUUGUUGUCAUUGUUGAUAACGGCGUUAAUAUUCAAUACUCGUUACGCCGGACGUUGCGCACAUCGUUGCCUUUUACGUAAUAAAAUUAUUGUUAAAACGUAUUUUAUUAAUUUCUCUCGUAGUGAUAACACGUUGUAACUUGUAUGUUUUUUAGUCGUACCGUAGCGAAUAUUUACGGCGAGCGUAAUAAUAGUAUAAUUUAUCGCGUGUCGUCGGUCGAUCGAUUGCCGACGAUUAAACGAUUUGCCGAGUAGUGUUCGGUUUUGUCUUUUGUAAUUUUCUGGUCAGUCGACGGAGUUUCUCAACUAAUUGCAACAGGUUGUUGAGUCAUAUAAAAUUUAAUUUCAAGAUGUCUGAAAGUGUACAGACUGAAACUAUUACAAAGCCUGAAAAAAAUGCAGCCGACAAUACUUCAACAGCAAAAAAAAAUAGUAUUCUUAGACACCGUAAAAUACCUUCUGCUGAUUUAAACAAUAUGGCUUGUAGUUUAUCCAAUGAAACAAAUGAAAACAUGGAUAUUGGCACUAUGGCUCAAGCAGAGUUUCAGCAUGUUGCGGCUCAAGCCCGUGAUCUUGGCCGUAAAAUGUGGAAUGUGUGUAAUUUUCACAACUUACCUCAAUGGCUCCAGGAUAAUGAUUUCUUGCAUACAGGACACAGACCACCAUUGAAUUCAUUUCAGGCUUGUUUUCAAUCUAUUUUUCGAAUUCAUACUGAAACCGGAAACAUAUGGACACAUUUGUUAGGAUGUAUUGCAUUUUUUGUUAUGACUCUUUAUUUCGCAUCUAGACCGGAAGAAGAACUUUCGUUUCAAGACAAAUUAGUUUUUAUUAUAUAUUUUAUUGGAGCAAUUACUUGCAUGGGUUUUUCAUUUGUGUUUCAUACUGUUCAUUGUCAUUCAGAAACCGUUGGCAAAUUUUUUAGCAAAUUGGAUUAUUGUGGAAUUGCCAUACUGAUAAUGGGUUCAUUUGUGCCAUGGUUAUAUUAUGGAUUUUAUUGUGAGCCAUAUUCGUGGAUAUUAUAUUUAAUAUUGAUUGUUGCACUGGGAAUGGUGGCAAUGGUCGUAGCAUUAUGGGACAAAUUCAGUGAUCCUGGCCUCAGGCCACUCAGAGCAGGUGUUUUUACUACAUUUGGAUUGAUUGGUGUUAUACCAGCACUUCAUUAUGGAGCUGUCGAAGGAUUCUUUUCUAACUUUACAUUGAUUAGUCUUGGAUGGCUGUUACUUAUGGGUUUUUUGUAUAUCUCUGGUGCUUUGUUAUAUGCUUUAAGAGUACCAGAACGAUUUUUCCCUGGAAGAUGUGAUUUAUUGUUUCAAAGUCAUCAAAUAUUCCAUGUACUCGUUAUAUUGGCAGCAUUUGUUCAUUACCAUGGAAUUACCAAAAUGGCAGAAUACCGGCUGAGCAAAGGAGAAUGUGAAGUGCGCCCUGCUGUUGUUUAGUAUGAGAUUUUGGUAGGUGGAUUUCUUUUAAAUUAUACAACUGUUAGUUGUCCAAUUUGAAGGAGAACCGAGUUUCUACGCUGACAGAGAUAAUUAAAAUACAACUACAUUAUUUAAUUCAGAUAAAAAUGUAUAACUUAAAAACUAAAAGAAAAGAUAUUGCUUAAGAUUACAUAACAAUUUAGUUUCUGUUUUAUGUAGUCUUAUAUUUAAAUUAUAAUUCAAUUAAAAAACAAAUACGCAUAUAUUUUUACUACUUAUACAUAUGUUUUAUAGUAUGUAUUAUUAUAAAAGUUACAUUUAUAAAUUCUUAUUAGAUUAUAUUCAAUAAUUAUAUUGUUACUAUCUUGUACAUUAUAUUAUUAGAGAUGGUAAUAAUGUAUCAAAGCUAUUGAUGUUUUAAAGUAUAAAUGUUGUUUAAAUAUGAUAUUGGAAUACAGAUAAUAUACUUUUCCAUCACUUCACUCCCCCUCCUCUUAAUAACAGUUUUUAUCAAAACAUUUAUUUUAAAACUUAAUUAUUUUUAUUUAUCAAUCAUGUAGAAAUGGAAUUAUUUUUAUUUCAAUUUUUUUUUUAAAUAAUUAAAAAAAUUAUACAUCAUUGAAUUUUUAUACUUAAUUUUAUGGCAUUUGAAUUAAAUAGUGCAUUUGGUAUAUAUCCAAGAUGUUAUGUAUGUCUUAUACUUAUAUAUUCUGUGAUUCAUUUAAUGUAACACAUCACUCAUAGCGCUGUUUAGGUUACAAGUAUUUUUGAUUUAAUAAACCACAUUGUAUAUUAUAUGAGUAUGUUGCUUGUAUUAUUGAUUAAAAUUAAUGAGCAAGUAAGGUGAUUUUGAAAAUCAUAACUUAAGUAUACUCCAAACUAUUUUUUUAUUUGUUAAUUUUUUUAAAAGGUUGGUACUUAUGUUUUAGGCAAGCCUUUAUAAUGAUUAUUCAAAAUUAUAAAUUUUAUGUCUAGAUUAAUAAAAAUCCAAGGUGCAAUAAUUGUGUAUGCUCAAAAAUGUCAUUAUAGUGUACACUUUUUCUAUAUUAUUUAAAAAAAAAUUAUACAAUAUUUAAGUAUAAAUAAAUUUCUAGGUUUUCAAAUUAUAGUUGAUAUAAUUUUUUAGUACUACGACUGCUAUGGUUUUGAAAUUUAUUUACCUAUCUGUACUGGAACGAUUAUUUUUUUUUUGUUAAUUGCAUAAUAGUAAUUUUUUUUAUUUCUUUUAACUAAUUAAUAAAUAUUUAUGUUUUAAUGCAUUUUAAACAAAAACAAUUCAUUUGUAUUAAUUUUAUAAAACACAAUAUUAUACAUACACAUGUAAUGAUAGCAGUUACAAAAUUAAAUCAAAAUUUAGUCAUUAGAAAAUUAUGAAAGCAAAAAAAUAAUAGUGUAAUAAUAUUCUUUUAAUUGUUAUCUAUACUUAAGUCUUACUGUAAAAUCAGACUAUUGUAAACCUAAGUUAUAGUAGUAUGUAUAACCUAACCAUAGUACCUAUAUUACAUUUUAAAUAAGAGACAACACCACAAAUUGUAGUACAGAUAAUUACGACAAUGACAUCAAAAAUAUGAUAUUGCUAUAAUAACUUUAUAAUAAUAAUAAAAAUAAUAUGUGUA